Messenger RNA from Chlamydomonas reinhardtii, 1385 nucleotides. RefSeq lists its product as uncharacterized. The record is from RefSeq and is a predicted model, not a curated record. The coding region runs from base 228 to 836 and encodes 202 amino acids. The transcript has 6 exons. Gene Ontology annotation, cellular component: nucleosome. Gene Ontology annotation, molecular function: DNA binding; structural constituent of chromatin; protein heterodimerization activity. NCBI's taxonomy places the organism in Eukaryota, Viridiplantae, Chlorophyta, Chlorophyceae, Chlamydomonadales, Chlamydomonadaceae.
CGCAUAAAACCAGCCAUCCUAUAGCGGACGCGAACGAUUACAGCGACAACAUAGUCAAUUGUUGAGCUAGGUUGCACUGGCUAGGUUGCUGGCUUUGCGGUCCUGUCGCAAAUUCCUAUGCUUGUGUAUGUGCUUAGUUAAACAACUGCUCGCCCCACGCUGAGAGGUUGCUUCGAGGCGCACGCAUUGCCCUCUGGCCAGAGUUUGGACGACCCCAGUGACGCAGAAUGGCGCGCACGAAGCAGACUUCAAGGCAAUACAUGAAGUCACCCCCAGGCGUGGGCAUCAAGAAGAAGGCUGCAAAGGUCCUUAAGGCGCAGACAGCGGUUGGGCAGCGCACUCCCACCAGGGCCACUGCCGCGGGCAUCAAGCCCGAGCGUGUUGAGACGGGACGUCUGGGGCCCAAGUCUCCGCCGCGCAAGUCUCCGGCACGCCGUGGUCCGCCGCCCUUGCGUGGUCGGGGUGUCACGCUGGGAGUUGCGCGCAAGAAGCCUGCCGCGGUGCCUCCACCAAAGCCCAAGCGUCGCGUUCGCCGCGGCACUGUUGCGCUGCGGGAGAUUCGCAAGUACCAGAAGACAACGGAGCUGCUCAUCCGCCGCGCCCCCUUCCAGCGGCUGGUUCGCGAGAUUGCAAACAAGGGCGCUCCCGGCGGCCAGGCGGAGUUCCGGUGGCGGGCGGAUGCGCUGGAGGCCCUGCAGGAGGCGGCAGAGGCCCACCUCAUUGCCAUGCUGGAGGACUCCAACCUGUGCGCCAUCCACGCCAAGCGCGUGACCAUCAUGCCCAAGGACAUGCAGCUGGCGAAGCGGCUGCGCCGCGAGGACGAGGCGUCCUCGUGAUGGCGCAGCACCCUUCGACCCGUGGUUAGUGAUGCCAGACGGGCGUGGAUGGUGGAUGCCGCUGCUGUGUGAGGUGAGCCGAUGAGCGGAAGGUUAUGUGAGCUAACCUUGCGUUCCAAGUCACUCCGUCGCUGCCAUGUGCUUCGGAUGCACGCUACCUCACAGCGUACGUGCUCAUGGCUCGGGCGUAAUGGCUGGGCGUGGUCCCGGACCCGGGUGACCCCGGUGGUUUCUUUUCCUGGUUCUUUCAAGGUGGCUGGGUUGAUAACGACCCGGGAUCAGCCCUUUUCCUGCCAUAAGGCAGCCACCUCCUUGUUAGUUCAGUUCUGGGGGACAUGAUUUGCGUUUAGUUUCUUAGAGCAUCGUCAAUAAAACGAUUGAUUGGGUUCGGCGAGGUGCUCGUGUACACUAUAGGUGACAUACAUUCCGCGUCAUGCAGCCUUCGGUAGAAGUAAGACAGGUGUACCAGUACAAGCGAAUGGUAGGCUGCGGCGGCCGUGUCUUGGGCCCAGGUCAGGGAUAGACCCACAAGUGUAACAAUCCAUUGAA